Molecule: messenger RNA, 786 nt
Organism: Erigeron canadensis
Lineage: Eukaryota; Viridiplantae; Streptophyta; Magnoliopsida; Asterales; Asteraceae
Product: TMV resistance protein N-like
Exons: 1
Coding region: 1-786 (261 amino acids)
Biological process (GO): defense response
Molecular function (GO): ADP binding
Source: RefSeq, a predicted model, not a curated record
AUGAUAGGAAUCACGGGUCUGGGUGGUGUGGGGAAGACGACUCUUGCAAGUGUAGUUUUUGAUCAGAUAGCCAAUCAAUUUGAUGGUAAAAGUUUUGUUCAGAAUGUUAGAGAAUGCUCACAAGACUCCAGGGGUUUCCAAGAUAUGCAAAAACUGAUCCUUACUUCUGUGUUUGGGGAUCAAAGCAUUGAGGUGCCAAGUGAUUUUGAGGGGCGUAGUAUGAUGAAAAGGAGGAUGCCUAGUAUAAAAGUUGUAGUUGUAAAUGAUGUGAAUGAUGUAAAGCAACUUGAGGCGUUAGCAGAACCAAGUUGGUUUGGGCCAGGAAGUAGAAUCAUCAUUACAUCAAGAGAUAAGCAAGUAUUGGAAGCUCAUGGAGUUCACAAUAUUCAUGAUGUUAGUACGUUAUCAGAUGAGGAUGCAAUUCGUCUCCUUAGUAGGUAUGCUUUUAAAGCAGAGAAUCCAGCUCAAGGUUAUGAAGAGCUAUCUAAAGAGGUUUUGCGCUAUGCUGCUGGUCUUCCUUUAACCAUCAAAACUUUAAGUUCAUCCCUACAUGCUCGUUCCACAGUUGUAUGGGAAGAUGGCAUAAAAAGACUAAAAGAUAUUCCAUGGGGUGAUACCUUAAAAAUAUUGAAAAUAAGCUAUGAUGCUCUAGAGGAGGAUCAGAAAGAGAUAUUCCUACAUGUUUGUUGCCUAUUGAAAGGUGAAACGGAGAAGAAAGCAAUCAGAAUACUAGAAAGUUUAGGAUCUCAUGCUCAGAUUGGUUUAAGUGUUCGCAGAAAUCCUUGA